Coniophora puteana RWD-64-598 SS2 is the source of this 1128-nucleotide messenger RNA. RefSeq lists its product as uncharacterized. The transcript has 2 exons. Bases 1 to 1128 code for a protein of 375 amino acids. The record is from RefSeq and is a predicted model, not a curated record. Lineage: Eukaryota; Fungi; Basidiomycota; Agaricomycetes; Boletales; Coniophoraceae.
AUGCCCUCAAAGCGCAAGCAAGACACUCUCGUUGAAUAUCGCUGUCAGUCACACCGAUGUCAUGGAGGGUGCAACAGGUAUAGCUUACAAACUGAGCAGGUGACUCACCUGCACAAGCUCCAGGAUGAGGCUAUGGGUCUGUCAAGUGCAGAGACCACUGCUGAUCCUCAGGUACUCACUGCUAAACCACAAGGUCAGCCUCCAGUACAAGGCAUUGAGGCAACUGGAGGGAAUUGGGAGUUACAGGAUGAGGAGGACUAUGCUCAGAACGAAAAGACCUGGACACUUGAGGAUCCGGAGGAUGGCACACAUUCUUGUGAUCCAGACAAUGUUGGUGGCUACUCAAGCAACGAGAACGUCGGCAUACUCAUGCAAACAUCCGAAAUUCCUGCAGUGACUGAGGAGGGCCUUGACAACAACAGCAAUGAUGGUCACAAGCUACCCGCUGACAAUGUUCCAGACAAUUUGCCGGCCCAUGAGCAAUUAUAUCAAGCGCUCAAGGACUUUGACUUCUCCAACAUCAAAGACCUCAAACUUCCCAACCACAAUCAGCGGCCUGAAGUGUUCAAUAACCACACUUACAUUUGGAACUUGUACCUCAAGGCCUUCAUUAGUGUGGCCCUACAUGGCAACACACUGCAGAGUGUUCACUUCCAGCUCAACUGCAAGAAGUGUCUCUUUGAGGUGAUGUGUUGCGAUAUUCCCAGUCUUGAAUUACCUGGCCUUGAUGGCUCUGCAUGCACCAUGCCGACGGUGCUCAAGAGCUUAGGUCGAUUGAACCUCAACUUUAUUGUUUACCUCUUUGUAUGUCUGGUGUGCUGGGCUACCCACUAUUCCAACAAGCUCUCUGCCCUUGAUUUGCCCAAAUGCCUCAGCAAAGACUGUCCUGGACUACUUCACAGCGUCAAAAAGCUUGCCAAUGGUUCCGUCAAGUGUACACCCAGCCUGGUAGUGCCGUAUGUCCCCCUCGAGUGUGUGCUGCAGUACGUUUUGCUGCAUCCCGGCAAGUGGGACCAGCUGCAACAGUGGAGGAGGCCCGGCAAUAAACCAGGUUGCAAUCCACCACUCAAAGCCACCGGAUACAACACGUUUGAUGAUUCAAUAACACCAAUGAUGGAACGUAUAUGA